AUGGCACCAGCUUGCCUGCGGUCCUCGCUAGCGGCGCUCUUUCUGAUUCUCUCUCUUGCACUCCUUCCUUCCACCAACGCCAUCAAGUUUUCGCUUCCGCCAUCUCGUUUCCCGGCCAGCAAAUGCAUCUGGAAUCCCGCUCACAACAACGCGCUGGUCAUCGUGACGGCCAACGUCGGGCCGGGGGCGAACCAGCGUGUAGACGUCGAGAUCAUAGACUCGAGCCCCCAGAAGAACGUAUACCUGAGCAAGCGGAAUAUCAACGCUGAAACACGGCUUGCUGUGACAGCUCAUGCGGAGGGCGAGGUUGGUGUUUGCUUCAAGAACUUUUUGGACAAGGAGAUUUCGCAGGAGAAGGGUGCCAAAAUGUCUCGCAUAAUCGACCUGGAUGUCGAUAUUGGUGCUGAGGCGGUCGACUACAACGCCAUUGCUAACCAAGAAUCGUUGUCAGGGCUCGAGACAGAGAUGAGGAAACUAGAGGGUCUGCUGAAAGAAAUCGUCGACGAGAUGGGUUACCUUAAAAAGCGUGAAGAGAGGUUUGCGCAGACGAAUGAAUCGACGCAACAACGGGUGCAGAGCUUUGCUUGGUUUACGAUAUUGGCGCUGGCUUGUUUGGGUGCAUGGCAGAUAGUCCAUCUGAGGUCGUUCUUCAAGCGUAAAUACCUUAUUGAUUAA
Molecule: messenger RNA, 675 nt
Organism: Mycena indigotica
Lineage: Eukaryota; Fungi; Basidiomycota; Agaricomycetes; Agaricales; Mycenaceae
Product: Endoplasmic reticulum vesicle protein 25
Exons: 4
Coding region: 1-675 (224 amino acids)
Biological process (GO): Golgi organization; intracellular protein transport; endoplasmic reticulum to Golgi vesicle-mediated transport
Cellular component (GO): Golgi apparatus; COPII-coated ER to Golgi transport vesicle; endoplasmic reticulum
Source: RefSeq, a predicted model, not a curated record